AGGCGACAGUUUCAGAGGGAAUGUUGGGUGUUAAUUUGGGACGCACUCACGAUGAAGACAAGCAACUAGCUUAUGCUAAUGCUAAAGCUAAUCAACAACGCUACGUCCAUUAACCCACCGGAUUGUGUUCUGAUGUGGCGUCUGUUCUGUAGCUCAUGCUGUUGUUCCUGCAGAUGCGGAGUAGAGACCGUGGUGAAUGGUGAGGAUAUAAUGCAGAGUUCCCAACAUUUCUUUCCAUGCACUGAAAGCUGCACAUUUAUGGCGUUUGUGAGUGGAGAUUUCUGCCAGGCCCAGCACCUGGUCAUUGUGGAUAAGUGAGAAGUUCCACAUGAAGAUAACACCACACAUCUACUGUCCUACCUUGUGAGCUUUGGGUUUGACGCUGUAUUUGCCCAAAGUUCACGCGUAUGAGUCGGUCUGAGACAACUGAGUUCCCGACAAGCCUUUUUUUUUUUUUUACACCUUCUCCUCAGGCACCAAAUAUUCAUCCCUUUUCCUCCUGAAUGGGUUAAUUUAAUUAAACAAAUCUGAAAAAUAGCCCUUUUUGUUUUUUUUUUACAUUAGUUUUUAUUUUUCUAUAUACGAAUAUCUAUUUAAAUUUGAGUUUUUGACCCAAAGUCGUCGUAAUCACACUGUGAAAGUUAUUAUUCAUCUUUAUUUAUUAUUUGAACACACUACCGUUCACGAACGUGUCGAGAUGAAUCGUCCUGCUCCUGUCGAAAUCACCUACGAGUGUAUGAGGUUCCUGAUCACACACAAUCCCACCAACGCACAACUGCCCAAGUUUACUGAGGAGCUGAAGAGCUUCGGUGUUCAGACACUGGUUCGGGUUUGUGAGGCCACUUAUGACAAAGCACCUGUGGAAAAGGAAGGCAUUGAAGUUCUGGACUGGCCUUUUGACGACGGCUGCUCUCCGUCAGAUCAAAUCGUGGAUGACUGGUUAAAUCUCCUGAAAUGUAAAUUUAAAGAUGAACCACGCAGCUGCAUCGCAGUGCACUGUGUUGCAGGACUGGGCCGAGCUCCCGUGUUGGUGGCCAUCGCGUUAAUCGAGUGUGGGAUGAUGUACGAGGACGCCGUUCAGUUCAUCCGACAGAAGCGACGUGGAGCCUUCAACUCCAAACAGCUCAUGUACCUCGAGAAAUACAAACCCAAGAUGCGUUUGCGCUUCAAAGAUGCCAACGGGCAAAACUGCCGCAUUCAGUAGAACCACAAACCACAAAGAUCAUGAGAAAAAUUAAUGUUAUUAUUAUUGUUAUGAUUGGAAAGCAAUGUUUUGGGGAUAGUUGAAUUAUAGUGCCAAGCACACGCAAGAUCAUUAGUGUCCAUAUUAACGGCGUAAGAGUUAAAGAAAAUAAAUGUCAAGUCAUUUCUUAAGUAUUUAAGGACACACAGGAAAUACAGCACAAGCAGAAUGGGUGUCGUGAGUGAGCUACAGACUAGUACAGAUCAUACCGAGUGUCCUUCAUGCUCCAUGUUAAACUCAUAGCCUCAGAUUAGUGCACACACACACACACACACUCUGAGGUUUAAUCCGUCAGAAAAGCCAAAGUGUGUCCUUCAUAGGAAAUGUAGUUUUUAAUCAUGUUUUUUUUUUUUAAUGUCCUGAAUCAUUUCAUCGGUUUCUGUUGAUGCUUGUGACAUAAAAGCUGUAAUGUCAGUGAGGUUACACGAGCACAAAAAUACCUGUAGUGCGACAUACACAACUGUGAUAAACACACAAAGACUCCGGGUUACAGAUAUGUGUGAAAGCAAGGGAUCAUUCCCCGGAUUAUCUCUUGCUGCUGGCUUCUAGAGAUAACACAAUAAAAUAAAGGUGUAAAUGAUU
Molecule: messenger RNA, 1825 nt
Organism: Tachysurus fulvidraco (yellow catfish)
Lineage: Eukaryota; Metazoa; Chordata; Actinopteri; Siluriformes; Bagridae
Gene: ptp4a2a
Product: protein tyrosine phosphatase 4A2a
Exons: 7
Coding region: 698-1204 (168 amino acids)
Biological process (GO): protein dephosphorylation
Cellular component (GO): nucleus
Molecular function (GO): protein tyrosine phosphatase activity
Source: RefSeq, a predicted model, not a curated record